This is a messenger RNA of Drepanopeziza brunnea f. sp. 'multigermtubi' MB_m1, 258 nucleotides long. RefSeq lists its product as uncharacterized. The record is from RefSeq and is a predicted model, not a curated record. NCBI's taxonomy places the organism in Eukaryota, Fungi, Ascomycota, Leotiomycetes, Helotiales, Drepanopezizaceae.
AUGUCCAAAGUCCUCUUCUGGGCCGGCUUCGGCCUCGCAACACGCUUCUGGCAGCUCGGCAUCGAGAUGCGCCCGUUCUUCAACAAGGAGUCACUCUGGGCGUACCCUUUCUUCGCCGGCGUUGGGGGCAGCUUCGGAUACUGGAUGACGGGCGUGGAUGAGAGGCAGAAGGCUAUUCUGGGGGCUAGGAGAACGGCGCUGUUGGAGAAGAGAGCAAGGCGGGCGGAGAGGGAGGCGGCGGCUGGUGCUGAGGCGUAG